GUGCGAUAUUGACCAAUCAGCGGGAGGGGUUGUUUACGUUUAUGUUUCACUCUGUGAUAGUACAUUGAAUAUCGUUGAUUUUUUAACGAGGAAUUAGUAGUGAAUUCGUGAUAAAAAUCGUGUGAAAAUUUUAUAGAAUCACUAAAUAUAGGAUACAUUAAUGAAAUAAACCAAGAUAUUCAACAUCAACAGCCGGGGAAGUCUAAAAAUUACAUCACAUUCUUGUUGUUUUGAGAAUGACAUUUUAUUAUCGCGGUUCAAGGCUGUUCGAGAUGUUUGUGUAACAAUACAAUAACAUAUGAAAAUGAAACCCAUGGAUUUACAAUUUACUUAGAUAACAUAUGAAAAUGUGAAUAGUGAUAUGAUUUUCAUUGUUUUACGGAGUUGGUCAUGUGAUUAAUUGAUAUUUAGGGAUUUGUUUGUGACAGUCAUGUACUCCGCGUUAGGAUUAUCAUUCAUUGAUAAAAGCCGCCAUUGAAAUCCCAGACAAAAUAAUUUUCGUGUUUACAAGGCCGGCAAUGGUCGGCUACGGGUCACUGCGACCCUGGGCUUUAGUGUUUCCUUUUCAGUAAUAUAAUGAACAUGUAGAAAUUUUUAAUAUGCUGGGUGUGAAUUUUAUGAAAGCAAUUUUAAUUCUGGCAUGGCCCUUGGUGACCCUCGCUCAACUGGACCCACGUGAAGGAUUAAGAGAUGCCAGUGUAACUGCUGUGCGGUUGACCAAUUCUAGCCAUAACAACUAUGGCAUUCUUGAGAUCUACUUUGAACGAACAUGGACGGCAGUGUGCGAUGAUAGUUUUACCAAUAUUGACGCUAUGGUUGCAUGUCGCCAGCUGAACUUUAACGAUGGCCGGCUCCAAAAAGGUUCAGCUCUCGGCAUUAAUCAAGCACCAAUUAAAGCCGUGAAGUUUCAGUGUAAGGGUACUGAAUCAAGCCUUAAUAAAUGCAAAACGACGGUUAGCAGCACCUGCCUGUCCAAUAACUAUGUCACCUUAUACUGCAGUCGGACAUUAAUCAUAGAAAAAGAUUUUCCGGAAAUCCGAAUCAAAGAUGGUCAAAGUUCGGGCCUUUUAGAAGCUAAUCAAUACGGGUUCUGGGGACCGAUAUGUGACACUGGCUGGACCGAUAUGGAAGCUCAUGCUGCGUGCCAACAACUUGGUAAAGCUGGUGGUUACGCUUAUUACGCCACAACAGACUCUGACUAUCCUAUGGUGGUUGGAAGAUUCAACUGUUCUGAUGAUGUGGACGCUCUUAAUGAAUGCGAUUUCAAAGGAUUCGGUGAAUCCCUUGGCUGUCAAUACCCAAUAACUAGAGGGUCCAGACGAGCAGCUGGCGUCUUUUGCUAUGAUCAUCAAGAUGGCGUACAAUUUCGUCUCUCUGAUCGCUGGUAUGGUAAAGUACAGGUAAAACACAACGGGGAAUGGGGCCGCAUCUGCAACGCUAACUGGGGUAACAAGGAAGCCAGUACACUAUGUAGACAGCUCGGCUAUGUUGACGGACGGGCAGAAAACACUCCGAGUAAAAGUAGCGGAAUGAUACGCAUGGAUAAUGUAAAUUGCAGCGGAACCGAGAGUUCUAUAUUAGAAUGCAAUCAUCGCUCUAGCUGGACAGAUUCUUUAGAACCUUGUAACGAUGCGAGAGCAAUCUGCAAUACAACAAUUUGUGGCAGCAUAGAUAUCCGAAAUGACAUAAAGAAUUUAAAUCGACUUGAGAACUGUACAGUGAUUGAAGGAAACUUAACGUUCCUACUGAUCGAUACCGGAAAAUGGGAAGACUACCAGAAAUACAGCUUUCCGAACCUUAUUGAAAUAACGGAGUUCCUUCUCUUGUUCAGAGUCAUUGAUCUAAGAAGCUUGAAUCAUUUGUUCCCGAACCUCGCCAUAAUUCGCGGAGAUCGACUCUUCAGUGAUUAUGCAUUGGUUGCUUUUGAAAUGCCAGAUCUCGUUGAACUUGGGCUGUCUAGUUUGGUAUCGAUACCUCGAGGUGCCGUCAGGUUGGAGAAAAAUCCAAACCUUUGCUAUAUCGAGACAGUGGAUUGGGCGAAAAUAACAACGGGAGUGACGAUGUCAGAGAACUACUUUAAAGGCAAUAAAGAUGUACAAGAAUGCGUGAAUAGUUGUCCAAAUACAUGCGAUAUGACCAUUGAAUUCGAUAAAGAAGUGCACAGAUGCUGGACUAUGAAUGACUGUCAGAAAAUGUUGUCUCCGCCGGCAAACUGCGAAACUGGUUUCUACAAUGGUAAGACGUGCUGUGAUGCCAACUGUAUAGGCGGCUGCACCGGACCGUCACCGCAACAAUGCACAGCUUGUAAACAAGUGAUGCAAUACACAGGAAAUGGAUUUCCUACAUGUACAAAAAGAUGUACUGCAGGAACAUACAUGUACAAAAACCGCAGAUGCCUUCUUGAUUGGGAGUGUUUGAACUUCACUGAUUACCCGACAGGGAUGGGUUAUGGUCAAUUCUUGAAGCUGAUCAUGUCGACAGACAAGCGCAAGCCCGGACUCUGUGCCGCUGAUUGCCCUCCCGGUUAUAAUACCGACUCAAAUGACCACCAGAAAUGUGUCCUAUGCAAAGGAAAAUGCCCGAAAAAAUGCAGUGGGAAAGUUAUUGACAGUGUGAAUUCAGUACAAGAACUAAAAGACUGCAACAUAGUCGAAGGACCACUACAUAUCAAACUUAUGCAAGGAGGUCAGAUUGCCCAGGAACUUGAGGCUAAUUUGGCACAGAUUGAGGAGGUUACGGAAUAUAUCAUGAUAAGCCACUCUGAGGCUCUUAUUUCACUUCAUUGCUUCAAAAAUUUAAAGAGAAUUGGAGGCAGUGUGUUGCACCAAAAUAAGUAUGUUUUCUAUGCCUACGACAACCUGAAUCUUCAAGAACUGUUUAUGGAACAUGUCACAAGCAACCUAACCAUUGGAAAUGGUACAGUCCUGUUCCAGUACAAUAGAAAACUAUGUUACAACAAAAUCAAAACAUUCGUAACCUCCGUUGGGCUCGAUAUUAAUAAGAUAAGUGCGGAGGAAGUCUCGGCCGACAAUAACGGAGAUCAGAUGCCAUGUGACAUACAGAAGUUGAUGAUGAGAUCGUUGAAGGUAUCGCCUCAUAUUGCCUUUGUGUCGUGGACAAAAAUGAACAUUACGGGUGAUGCUCGUCAUCUGAUAGGUUACACAAUCAGCUGGAAAGUUGCGCCGGAGAAGAACGUUUCUAUCUAUAAAGGGCGUGAUGCAUGUUCGGACGACCUAUGGUUGAGCAAGGACGUUUGUACAAACAAACCAUGUGACCGAUACAUUAAUUACAUCGCAGGGCUCGAACCCUGGACCCAGUACGCGGCCUAUAUAAGGGCACUGACUGUAUCCAAAGCAUUGAAAGGCGCAAGCAGUGAUGUGAUUUACUUUCGUACGGCAGCAGAAGUUCCAACAAGCCCAAUAAAUCUCCAGGUGAAAGAGAAACAUCCAGGUGAACUGGAAGUGUCUUGGGACCCGCCCAACAAACCCAACGGGAACGUGACCCACUAUCACGUCUACUGGCAGCUUCGUAAAUUCAACCAGAAAGAAUACGAGCUCAGAAAUUACUGCACAAACCCACUGUCUGUGAGCCUCAUUAAGAGAGAGAUAGAAGAGAAACAGGCUGAGGAGAAAAGAAACGUUACGAGAAACGGAACGUGCUGUGAGUGCCCGAAAACAGAGAAACAACUACAGGUGGAAGAGAGAGAGCGAUAUCUCGAAAUUCAGUUCCAGGAUUAUCUACAAAACCAGGUUUAUGUUAAAAGACUUGAACCAGCCGAAACCACAAUAGCUGCUAGAAGGCGACCUAAACGUUCCGUAGCAUCGGGCACAUCACAUGAGGUCAAGAAGUACACAUAUCAGUCGUCGGUGGAAGGCACGGUGACGGUGAACUUAACAACCAUGACGCCGACAGUAGACACCGUGACGUCCCCGCCACCAGAAGAUAAAGUUCCAAAGGGAGAAGUCAGCACAGAGAAUCCUUACAUGAUGGCUGACGUGGUCGAUCAGCGAAAGUUCAUCAUAACAAAUCUCGGUCAUUUUGAAGAUUAUAACAUAAAGGUUAUAGCCUGUCAUACAAGGGAGGCAGACAAAGAUAUGCUGUGUAGUAACCAGGCUCUCGGAUUUGGCCGCACUUUACCCGACAGCAAAGCAGACACGAUUAAUUCUAGCCUAGUUGAUGUUAAAUACAUGGUGAACAAGACUGGCGCUGUACAUAUAAAGUGGCAGGAUCCACCAAACCCUAACGGCCUUAUUCUCACUUAUGAUAUAGAGUACAUGAAUCAAAAUAUUAAAAAUGUGAAGCCAAUCUUGAUAUGCAUCACCUAUGAAAUAUAUCGUGAUGUCGGGAAAGGUGGACAUUUAUUGGAUAAGCUUGACCCUGGAAACUACACGUUCAGACUCCGAGCAACGUCACUCGCAGGAAAUGGCUCGUGGACAGACUACCUAUAUUUUACAAUAAAUAAUGUGGCCACCAAAGAAUGGCCACAGAAUCAGAUGGUUGCAGUCGUCAGCAGUGUUGUUGUUGUCAUCUUUCUGUGCACAGUUGUAGCAGUCUGGUUUAUCACUAAAAGAAGGUUUGCGAAGCAGGUACCGGACGGAAUGCUCGUCUCUACAAACCCCGACUACAUGGCCGACUAUGCAGUUUAUGAACCUGACGACUGGGAAGUGGAUCGUGAUAAUGUACAGUUGAUUAAAGAAUUAGGUCAAGGUUCAUUCGGUAUGGUGUACGAAGGUCUCGUAAUUCUGACACCGGGAGGGGAGAAAACUCCUGUUGCGGUAAAAACAACAAACAAAAACAGCAAUGACCACGAUAGAUACCAGUUUCUACAAGAAGCCUCCAUUAUGAAACAAUUUCAAUGUGAACAUGUAGUCAGGCUGAUGGGUGUGGUGUCACAGGGUCAGCCUGCGUAUGUAUUGAUGGAACUGAUGCAGCAAGGCGACUUGAAAAACUUUCUACGUCUACACCGGCCCGAUGAGGAGGAUAAUAAUGGUCGACAACCGCCCAGUUUAAAACAAAUUCUACAGAUGGCCGGGGAGAUUGCAGAUGGUAUGGCGUACUUAGCUGAUAAAAAAUUUGUACAUAGAGAUCUGGCAGCUAGAAACUGUAUGGUAGGGGAAGAUAUGAUAGUCAAAAUAGGAGAUUUUGGAAUGACUCGUGACAUUUACGAGACAGAUUAUUAUAGAAAGGGAAGCCGUGGCUUGUUACCAGUGAGAUGGAUGGCCCCGGAAUCUCUAAAAGACGGUGUUUUCACCAGUAUGACUGACGUCUGGUCAUACGGUGUUGUAUUGUGGGAGAUGGCAACCUUGGCGGCUCAACCAUAUCAGGGCCUGUCCAACGAGGAAGUCCUCAGAUAUGUUGCCUCAGCCAAAAUAAUGGACACACCUGAACGAUGUCCAACCAAACUAUACGAUUUGAUGGUAAAGUGUUGGAGAUACAGACCAAAACAAAGACCGACAUUCAAAGAAAUCAUUGAACUGUUAUUACCUGACUUAGAUCAGAGUUUUAGAGACUGCUCGUAUUUCUUCAGUGAAGAGAACGCCAAAUACGAGGAAGCUAAGCAUCAUGGUGGGGCGUCGAACAAUCGUGACGAUUAUUUAGAAACAUUGGACGAUGAGGAGGAUAAUGAUCCUCAUUGUCCCGUAAACGAUUACGUUGACGAGGCUCACUUGCCGAUGUUAGGUGUCGGAGCCUCAAACGGGCACAGUGUAGAACUUCAAGAUAUAUUUAGCGAUACUGGCUCAUAUCCUCAUUAUAGUAGUUCCCAUAACAAACAGCAUGACGGGUCGGCGGAGGUUUGCGAUUGUAGUGUGAUUAGAGAACAAGCGGGGGCGGCGGCUCAAUCAAAUAUUGACUUUACGAGACAGGGCGUCUGCUCGAGCCCAAACAGCGCUAUCGGUGGCUCAAGUGACGGGAGUAAAGAAAGUAGUAAAAGUUCGAGCAGUAGUUACGCGCACAUGAACGGACUGAGUGUGGCUAACGGGCAUGUUCCGUUACACUUACAACGGACUACGCCUUGCUAGCACAAGUACCCCCUCUCUUAAAAAUGCUCAGUGUGAUAAAACCAUUUAAACUAUAAUUCAAUAGUUCCCAAUUUUUUUUAGUGAAAAGUGCAAGAUUAGAUUUUCAUGCAAGAUAAUACAAUACUGUGCUAAGAACAGUUGAUCGGAUUUUGGAUCAACGGAAUAUGUGAAAAUAUUCAAAAAUAUUCAUCAGUGAAAGUGAACUAUGAAAUUCAAUAAACAAAAGUUUAUGCCAAAACCAUGUACUUAAAUGGUAAUUAUUCAUAAAGUGAUUUCUACAUUUGUGCCAACCAGUGUAUUACGCUUCAUGUUCUGUCUAUCAAAUGUUGACAUUUUGUACUGAGUUCCAAAAAAUAUAUAUAUAUAUAUCAUAGAUGUGGGCUAGAAAUAUUAUUUGGAUAACUGAAUUAAAAAAAAAACAACAUCAAAAUUUAGCCAAAACAAUUCAAGAUGGCGUAUCAAACAAAGGGAUGUCACUCUAGGUGCUUUUUUUGAGAAGGGAGGUAAUUUUAAAACAAUCAGUUAAUGGACUGAAGGUAUUCUACAUUGUGAUAAUCAGACAAUCAGCUAUGACUUGCUGAAACCGUUAAUUUCUCUACAUUUGUACAGUAUACUUCAUCAUGUGCUAUGUUUUUUUCUAUGUCUGCCUAUGUGCGACACGACGGGUGAAAAGGUGCCAGUUGGGUAGGGGAAAAAAUCAAAAUUCUGAAUUUCAUUGUUAUUCUUACAUUUUUAUCUUGUUUUCGUAUUAUUAUUAUUUUUUUUUUAUUUAUCCGCUGUUUUUACCAUUAUUUGUUUUAUUGUCAAGAAAACAAAAACAGAAGAUUUGUACCAAUGUUUUCUGGAGUAUAAUUUGAUUAAAACGUUAAGUAUAAUUUUAUUAAAACGUAACACGAAAAAAUGAUUGAAAAUAAACACAAAAGCGUACCCCCUACUGGCUCCUUUUUGCCCGACGUGUCACAUGCACAUUUUAAUGUACCAAGAACUUGAUGCGAACAGUAACAGUUGUGUACUUUUAUGAUUUUUAAAAAUAUUCUUUACAACUGUUCUAUUGGUACCAGACCCUAGAUAUUUGAUAAUUUCUGAUUUUUUUAUAUAUAUAUGUAUUUAUUUAUAUAUAUAAAUCAUUUACAUCAUGUAACAUACAUCAUUUGAUUACUUGACAUUUAUUUGAUACUCAGCUAGUCUGUUUUCCUAAACCAUUUUGUCAUUUAUGCUGGAACAAUCGUGAAAUAAAAAUAUAAGAAAUAUUA
Ruditapes philippinarum (Manila clam) is the source of this 7273-nucleotide messenger RNA. RefSeq names its product insulin-like peptide receptor. Gene Ontology annotation, biological process: positive regulation of kinase activity; cell surface receptor protein tyrosine kinase signaling pathway; protein phosphorylation. The coding region runs from base 600 to 6020 and encodes 1806 amino acids. The transcript has 28 exons. Gene Ontology annotation, molecular function: transmembrane receptor protein tyrosine kinase activity; ATP binding; protein binding. The record is from RefSeq and is a predicted model, not a curated record. Gene Ontology annotation, cellular component: membrane; signaling receptor complex. Lineage: Eukaryota; Metazoa; Mollusca; Bivalvia; Venerida; Veneridae.